Messenger RNA from Porites lobata, 7136 nucleotides. Lineage: Eukaryota; Metazoa; Cnidaria; Anthozoa; Scleractinia; Poritidae. The record is from the annotation of a GenBank genome assembly.
GGUUGUAAGAUAUUUACGCAUGGGAGACACCGAUUUUGGCGUGAAUUCGUAGUUUGUAUUCAUUUGAUAAACAGCCCUGUUAGGUUACACCCUAAUAGCGAUAAUACGAGUAUAUUUUGGAGGAUGUCUACUUCCUGAGGAAUUUUGCAGUGGGCUAAGAUUUUCUUCCCAUUCAGAACUGAAAUCAUUCAGCAAACAAUCUUGAGUAUCUACGUUCCUACGUGGCAUUUAAAAACCGGUACUGUUUAAACAAUUCUAUAAAUCGCUCAUCAGCAUGUCCUCGAAAAGGAUUUUCAACAUCAUAGUGAUCACUUCAACAUUUUGGUUUUCUGUAACUAUACUAGUUUUGAUGUUCAAUAGUGAAGUUACGCGGGAAUCCUUAACAAUGUUGAACGCUCCGAUCGUUUUGGAUAAAAGCGACCAUCAUUACAUGACUGGUGCAGGAGUGCAACCUUUACGGCCCGUUGAAAAGCACAUUAAAUAUCCAUGGGAAAAAGAUCCUUCUGAAAAGCCUUCAACAAGGGACGGUAUUUUGUCUAAUGCUGCUAAGGUUUUGGGCGGUGUGAUUUCAUCGAACUCUGAGGGUUCUAGAAAAAGGACAGUUUACGAUGCAAGUUUAGCUAAACGCACCAACCCAGGCGGUUUAGGAGAAAAUGGACAACCAGCCUUUUUGACCGACGAAAAAGAUAAAAAGCUUUCUGAACAGCGUUUCGGAGAUCACUCUUUCAACUGGGUCCUUAGUGAUAAGAUAUCAUUGGACAGGACUUUGCAAGAUAUGCGGAGUGAUGGGUGAGUGUUCUGGCUAAAUUAUCUACCUGUAGUUUUUAAAUUUUUAAAUGCUCUUGAAAAUAAUGGCUGGUGAAUGUCAUCUUGAUGAUUUUCUGUUUUCUUAACAGAAAAUUGUUGGUAUCACUGGAUCAGUGGCACAUUGCAUUAAAUCAGAUAUUUUCAUCCACCUACAGUAAUCUCUUUUUGUAUUAAUCCUCUUGUUAAUAGCGUUUUAGUGGAGACUAGACACUUAACAGAUAAAAUGAAGAGCUAUUCAUGUAAUUUUUUUCUUUCCAAUGUUAUUUAGGAUUUGCCAUCUACAGUUCUUCUAAAAUUCCAUACAUGUUGAUGCUUUUGAUUCUUUGUAGAAAAUAAAACCACCUUGUUAAUUAUUUAUUUUUGUAAAAUCCAACUGGUGGUCUAUCAUUGAUUGGUUGAGCUACUACUAGGCUAUAUGUUAUAGCCCCCUAGUAGCAAAAAGUGUGGGCUUUUUGGCGGCAAAAAAGGAUUAAAGUGUAGCUUUGACUAGCUAAAAGUUUUUUAUUCUCGAUAUUUUUGACCAACUAGUUGGAUUUCAUUAAAACGAUAAUUAUUCCUCUCGCCCUCAUGGCCUCUGAGUCAAUAGUUAUUAUUAUUAUUGUUGUUAUCAUUAUUAUUAUUAUUAUCCAUUUAGCUCAGGGCUUUGGCUGUUCUCAUGCUGACUUAUAUCCUAAGGGAGCAAUUCAGAACAAAUGACCAAGGGUCCUAUGGGAAAUAACAAAUAUCAAUGAUAUUAUUAAUACUAUUAUUAUAAUUAGAAAUUUUUGGAUGUAGAAUUAUGAAGUAUCUUUUAUCCAAGCACUCUGUAUUGUUGUCCAUAAAUCAGACCACAUUACACAGUUAAACAGAAGAGGUUUAAUCAGCUGUUUGGCAUAUGGAAAUGAACCUGCUAGUGUUGUUGUUUUUUUUUUCAGUUCAACUUUAAAUUGAGCAUAAUAAAGAAAUUUAAACAAAACUCAAUCUGUCUUACAGUUGUAAAGCCAAAUUUAACAGUUACCCAGCCAAGCUUCCAACCACUACUGUCAUAAUCUGCUUUCAUAAAGAGCGGCUGUCUGUCCUCCUGCGCACUGUUCAUAGUGUUAUUAACAGGACACCUCCUGACCUGUUAAGUGGAGUUAUUAUUGUGGAUGACUUCAGUGAAGAUGGUGAGUAAAACAAAAUAAUUUAGAAUUAAAAAGGAAAACUCAUUUACUGUCACAAACAAUAAAUAUUUCUUUAGAGUAUUAUUUUCAUACAGUUUUCUGAAAGGCCAGGUGUUUUAUUGUCAGGGGUGAUUACUUUUUGCAUUAGGGUUUUUUGCCUGAGUUAAUGUUCUUUUGUUUUGCAGCACUUAAAAUCCAUUUUCGCUUUUUAAUUUCAAGCUUACAGUUGUCAUGGUCUGCUAGCAAAACUAUAAAAAAUAGUAACAGUAAAUGAUUAAAUACUUUGAGGCUGCAUGUUUGAUGUAUGUUAAAGCACCGCUAAUUCAUUAUUACUAUUUGAAGCUAUGGUACUUCACCAGAUUAAGAAGCAAGCUUUAAUGCUACAUACAUAGUCAUGAAAAUGAAUGACUUCUCACUAUAAUUCUCACUAUCAAUAAUCAGGUGAAUUGUUGAUCUUUUCCUAUAGAAAGACUUGGCAAACCUUUAGACGAUCAUGUGGCCACCAUGAGUAAAGUGACAGUAAUAAGGAACACUAAGCGCGAGGGGCUUGUACGUGCACGCCUAAAGGGAGCUAGAGCUGCUAAGGGUGAUGUCCUUACAUUCCUGGACUCUCACUGUGAGGCAACACCAGGUUGGGUAGAGCCUUUGUUGGCACGUAUAGCUGAAUCACGCUCCAAUGUCGUGUGUCCAGCAAUUGAAGUGCUGAAUGCUGAUACAUUUGCGUAUCAGGGAUCUGCUAAUGCUGAUCAACGAGGAGGAUUUGGAUGGGAUCUGUUCUUCAAGUGGAAGGGAAUUCCCCCAGAGGAGCAGAAGCUCAGAAAGGAUCAUACUGAUCCCAUCAGGUUGGACCUUGUUUUGGAGUCAACUUUCUUUUUUUUUUUCAGUCAGUGGCCGCUAGGUUGUGUGAGCUUCCAUGCCAUAGUCUUGGAGAAUAAAAAUCCAUCUUGCCGACUCAUCUUUUUGUGGUUGGUCAGUAAUACAAUUAAUGGUUAGAACAAAAAGCCACAUGGACAACCACAGCGAUAGUGGCAUAGAGCACAUUCCCUAAUUUAUAAUACUGCAUUUAUAAUACUGCAAUCUAAUCAGGUGUUAGUUGGUUGACCACGACUCAACUCUGCCUUAACAUUUUUCUCAUAAGGACUUUCUCUAUAUAGCUUUAAUGUUUGUUAAAACAAUGUUUUAUUAUUUGAUGAGAUCGUCAAACCCUCCAAUAUAUCACUUUUUAGUAAAAUCCAACUAGUGGUCUAUUAUCAAUGCUGCGUUCUGAUUGGCUGAGCUACUACUGGGCUAUACGUUAUAGCCCACUACUAGCGAAAAGAGCCGGCUUUGAAAAACAAAACAGUGGUGGCUGAAUCGCGUUUUGCUAGCUAAAGUUGUUUUGUGUCGAUAUUUUUGACCAACUUGGUGGAUUUUACUAAAACAUGGGAUGUUGACUCAGAGCCCAUUCAGGCUCGAGGAAUAAAUGCGAAGUAUUUGUUAAUUGCAGGACGCCUACCAUGGCUGGAGGGUUAUUUUCAAUUCAUAAACAGUAUUUCUUUGACACUGGCUCCUACGAUGAGGAGAUGGAUAUUUGGGGUGGAGAAAAUCUUGAGCUUUCCUUUAGGGUAAGGUGCUGUUAUGAUCACGCUAGUUUGUUGCUUGUUUUUAGCGUUCAAAUCAAAAUAUAGGGAUAGAGCAUGCAAACCACCGCAAUUCACUUAUGUCUUAAAUCAAAGCAAGUUAAGACUAGAGGAAACCAAGGUUUACUAACAACAUAAAACCUUAAUUUUGUAAAUAUCCAAUAGCCCACAUUAGAUAUAUUAAAAUUCUAACAUGACUUUGAGGCUUUAGGGUCAAAAUUGCAAAUUAUUCACGACUCCAUUGUCUUGCAAUUCCCAGAAGAGAAUUGAGCACAAAGAUAACCAAACCAAAUAUAGUAAAAUGAUCUUAAAGACUCGGAGUCAUGUUAGAAUUUAUAUAUAUCGAACGUGGGCUAUUUAGAGCACUCUCAGAUCUACGUUUGUUUUGAAGAGUGUCCUGCAGGCAUGCCCGCGGACCACCGAAGCUGUCCCGAAGAUGAUGAUUUGUUCAUUAUUACGUAUCGUGUUUAGGUCUGGAUGUGCGGUGGGCGCCUGGAAAUCGUACCAUGCUCGCGUGUUGGUCACGUGUUCCGAAAGUACACCAGUCCUUAUAAGUUCCCGGAUGGAGUAGAGAAAACGUUGAACAAGAACUUUAAUCGUUUAGCGGAAGUAUGGAUGGAUGAAUACAAGGAGCUGUACUAUAACAAGAAACCUCAGGCACGAAACAUGGAUUAUGGAGACAUCAGCGAACGAGUGGCACUCAGGAAAAAACUGGGCUGCAAAAGCUUCAAGUGGUACAUAGAAAACGUGUAUCCUGAUGUUCAGAUGCCCGAGCUGAACCCACCCGCAAGUGGAGAGGUAAGAUUACUUACAGACUAUCCCUGGGGGGGGGGAGAAUGGGGGCUACUUUACAAAGCUUCACCCGGGGAGGCUCCGCCCUAAGAUCCAAGCCCUUUCCCUUUUAUAUACCAUUUUUGGUAGAAAAGGUACCCCUUUCGUCUACCUUCUACUUCUUGUGACAAAAUUAAUGGUACUACCCCUUUCACAUUCCAAGUUUAGAAAACUGCAUGGCGGACUGCACUUUUUGUUUCUUCCCCAACGGACCCCCCGACCUGGAAAGUCGUAGUAUGCCACGUUAGAUGUUCGUCUAACAGUUUUUUGUUAGAUAAGUUUUUUGUUUUCUCCAGAGACAUUCAGCUACUCUUUGUCUUUUGUGCUUGUUUAUUGAAUCAUUAAAAUGUUAGCUGCGUUGUAUAACGACGUCCGUGAGUUCUUUCCAGAACGAACAGAAGUAAUGUUUUGAAACAAAGACGCCUAAAUUGCAUCACUGUGAGAUCAUAGCGCAAGUUCCAGUCACUGCAAAAAGCAACUGAGCUAAAAUUAGGACAAAAAAAUUCUUUGAGAUAAUUACGUGCUUUUUUAACUAGCAACGGGUUUGUAACAAGUUUGGCAGAAGCAACACGUGGUUAUUAGGAUUUCCUUGAAUGGUCCAUAUACUUGUAGGAGACUCAUUUCCUGUCUUUCAUAUGUGCUCGCAGGUUCGUAAUCCUGCCAGCGGUUACUGUCUGGAUUCCCUUGGUGCCAAACCUGAACAUUCAGCUCGUAUGGGAGUUUAUAUCUGCCACGGACAAGGUGGAAAUCAGGUGGGUAUUGAUUAACCAAUCAUAGAGUUUGAUGUCACACAUGUGACCUGAAACCAAUUAGAUUAGCUCCACUCAAGAACAGAGCUGCACGUUCAGUUCCGCAUGCUUUUGCUGAUGUAAUUUGCUGUUAGAAAGCGGCGAGAACAACGACGACGUCAUAACACAGAGUUUUGUAAAUAAAUUAGUACAUAUGAUUGUCUGUUCGACUGUCUUUCUUUCUUUUACUAUGCAAACUGGAGCGCCGUACUUAAACCUUUUUCGUACUUUGAUUACUUGAAAAAAAGGGUGCAUGGAAGGAGCGAAUGGUAGUGAGUCUGUCAUCUUUCUUGAUGUGCUGGAUAUUAAAGGUCGCUAUUGAGUGAACUAGUAACAGGCCAGACGUCAACUUUUAAAGAUCGUAUAAUUACUUUUGCGACUGAGCCAGCGUAAAAUGUAAAUAAUAACGCUGGAUUGUGCAUUUAUUAAAGAUGCUGAUACUGUCGUCAAAAGGCGAGAUAAUAUUCGAAGAGGAAAACUGUUUGGAUGUGUCAAAGUCGUAUGCAGGUGCACCAGUAGAAAUACUCAAAUGUCAUGGAAUGGGAGGAAAUCAAAAGUGGGAACACAGCAAAGCAUCGGUAAGUCAGUUGUACAGCAGUUUGUAGGUGUAGCGGAAUAUUCCUUAAAACCCCAGCUUAAAGGAAUAACAGUUUUUUUUAAUUUUUUUCCGCCUCUGGUGCUGUUACAGCAGCGACUAUUCCUCAGAUUUUAGGUUGCACGUCUGAAACUAUCGCUCGUAUUCCAGCCCCUCUCUGUAUACGCCGUGUUGCCCACAACUGAUCACUACUUUGCGAAGACUGCUUAUUAAUGUCAGGGACAAAGACAGAACGGAAGACAGACAGGGAGCAGUAUACAAUAUCAAAUACUGCGACUGCCAGGCCACUUACAAUGGUAAAACGGGCAGAAACUUUAGCACGAGCUACAAGAAAUGAUGAUGUCAUCAAUACCAUUUACAGUCAGACAAAGCAUCCCAUCGAUAGGGUCCGGCUCUGCUGAAUGUAUUACGUAUUCUACAAGCUUUUCCCGACGACUUACUGUAAUGUCUAACAUGACUGGUUCUUGCAUUUAUAGGGUAUUAUCAAACAUUCAAGCACAGGUCAGUGUUUAGACCGAGGACAAGCUGGUGGACAGUACGCUGUGAUGAACCCUUGCGAUGGUCGAGAUUCCCAAAAAUGGCUGUUUUCUAAGUACAAGGACUCAUGAAAGUUGUCUCAUGACACCUGUCAGAGACACAUCCCUUUAGUCAUAAAUUAAAAAUUGAUGUAAGCAACGACAGUCAGUUGGCAUCCGCCACUUAACCGAAUUCUCAUGAAAUAAUCCGAUAGUUGACUUUUUCAAUACACAGGACACUUUAUGUCCGCUUAUUUAAGGUUUGGAUGUAUGCCACUAAGUCUACCGAGCCACAGCCAAUUCUCACGCAAACAUUUUUAUGAUAACAGUUCUUAACCCACGCGCUGUCUCUUUUGUAUUGUAAUUUAGAGAACGAGUAGCUAUGGUCCACAUCAAAACGUUCCAUGAAACGUGGCUGUCGCGAGAGCGCCGGCGUGAAUUAAAAUAACGUGUGAAAGUCCGCGAGACAGGCAGAUUGGCUUUUUUACUUUUCGCUAUAUUAUAGAGAAGAACUGAAAAGCUAUGCUGGUAGUUUUGUAUACCAUAGUUUUUAUACUUGAAAUUUGCAACCGAGACAUUCAUGUUAGUUUGUAGAAAUUGAUUUACAACGAGAAGUCUAGACCGUUUAUUAAAAGUUUCGAAAUCUCAGAAAAAAUUUCCCAUUUGUUAUGACCGAAGUGUUUACCGGUUUCUUCGAAUGUCACAACGCCCAACUCAGCUAGAAACGCCUUUUUCGUAUAAUAUGGUAUGUUAUUUUUAGAAAAUGUUAAAAAAAUAUAUGAUGCGAUUGUAUAAUUACAAAAAAUUACAAUUCAGUUUUAUAAUUUCAUUAUUAUAAC